Molecule: messenger RNA, 3123 nt
Organism: Perognathus longimembris pacificus (Pacific pocket mouse)
Lineage: Eukaryota; Metazoa; Chordata; Mammalia; Rodentia; Heteromyidae
Gene: Arfip1
Product: ADP ribosylation factor interacting protein 1
Exons: 10
Coding region: 251-1459 (402 amino acids)
Biological process (GO): regulation of Arp2/3 complex-mediated actin nucleation; intracellular protein transport
Cellular component (GO): trans-Golgi network membrane
Molecular function (GO): phospholipid binding; protein domain specific binding
Source: RefSeq, a predicted model, not a curated record
CGGUCUGCCCACUUCCGGCUUCGGGGCUCGGGCUGCGGGUGCAGGCGGCCGGGCGGAGCGGCGCGGGUCCGGUUGUCCUCCGCGGUUGGCCAGUGCGCGCCCCUGACAGCUGCACGGCUCCCGCCCCCGAGGAUCGCGGCGCGCGGGGGGAGGGCGCGGAGGAAGAGGUCCGGGUGGCGCUUCCGCUCUCCUCUCGCCGGGGUCGAGAGGCGAUUCCGGGGAGCCGCGGCCGGGAUCCCCGCGCACAGGUAUGUCUGACUGCAGCAAUGAUACUACAACUCUGGGUGCAUCUAAGCCAGCCACUGAAGAUGUCAAGUCUAAUUCUGAGGAGUCUACCAUGGCUCAAGAUUCUCCCAGAAAUUCAGCAGCCGAAAUUCCAGUGACGAGUAAUGGAGAAGUGGACGACUCCCAUGAACAUGGCUUUAGUAGGGAUCUGAAGCAUUCAUUAACAUCUGGACUCGGUCUCUCAGAAUCUCAAAUUACAUCUCAUGGCUUUGACAGUACCAAAGAAAGGGUUCUUGAAGCAGGGGCAUAUCAAGGUUCCUCAGCGCCACCUUUGCCAUCUGUUCUGUCUCCUAGCAGGGUUGCAGCUAGCCAGCUGGCCCAACAAGGAAGUGAUGUAAUAGUUCCUGCAGGUGGCCAAAGAACACAUACAAAAAGUGGACCAGUUGUUCUGGCAGAUGAAAUUAAAAGUCCUGCAAUGGAAAAGUUAGAACUUGUUAGAAAAUGGAGUCUAAACACAUAUAAGUGUACUCGACAAAUUAUCUCUGAAAAACUAGGUCGUGGCUCAAGAACUGUGGACCUUGAACUUGAAGCUCAGAUUGACAUAUUAAGAGAUAAUAAGAAAAAAUACGAAAAUAUUCUAAGACUGGCUCAGACCUUGUCGACGCAGCUUUUCCAGAUGGUGCAUACACAGAGACAACUUGGAGAUGCAUUUGCUGACCUGAGUUUGAAGUCCCUAGAGCUCCAUGAAGAAUUUGGCUAUAAUGCAGAUACCCAGAAACUGCUAGCUAAAAAUGGAGAGACCCUUCUUGGGGCCAUUAAUUUUUUCAUUGCCAGCGUAAACACUUUGGUGAACAAAACAAUUGAAGAUACACUAAUGACAGUGAAACAGUACGAGAGUGCCAGGAUUGAAUAUGAUGCAUAUAGAACUGACUUGGAAGAACUGAAUCUCGGACCACGUGAUGCAAACACUUUGCCAAAAAUAGAGCAGUCACAGCAUCUGUUCCAAGCACAUAAAGAAAAAUAUGAUAAAAUGCGCAGUGAUGUGUCUAUCAAAUUGAAAUUUUUAGAAGAAAAUAAGGUUAAAGUGUUGCACAACCAGCUGGUCCUUUUCCACAAUGCCAUCGCCGCCUACUUUGCUGGGAAUCAGAAGCAGCUUGAACAGACACUUAAACAGUUCCAUAUCAAAUUGAAAACCCCCGGAGUGGACGCCCCAUCUUGGCUUGAAGAACAGUAAAACGUCACCUGGCAGAAGCAGCUUGUCUUACCGUCGUACUCGUAAACAAACCUAGUGAGAGUUAGCGGUGAGGGGACAGCCCGGUGGUGAUGCUUGCACAUACCUUAGUACGUUCCCUUUUUCCUACCUUAACAAUUGAACCCUUUGUCUGAUGGGCAGGUGGGUGGUGUUCAUGUAAGUGUGAUUUCUAUAAUCCGAACACAGUAAUCUUCCUUUUUGAGAAAUCCUUUUGUAUUGUGAGGGUCGAUGGCUAUUUCUGUAGUUUGGAAACAUCUACUAUAGAUUUGCACUGAUGAGAUAAAAUUUCAAGGUUUUUGGUCCUGGAAGUAAGGGCCAGUUGUAACUUUUCCAAAGGGAGGUUUACAUGAUUUCUAUCAACAUCAGAUAUUUUAUAUAUGAAUAUAUAUACAUAUAUAUUAAACAUCUUUAAGAGAUUCAUUUUCAUGUAUUGUCUUUAAAAGGAAACUAUUUUGCAGAGUAAAUUAUAUGGUGUUCAUGCAGCGUGCACAUAGAGGCAGCAGCUGUGAUGAAUGAAUGAUUGGCUCCUAGAGUUGUGAAAAAUAAAUCUACCCUUGUAAUUUUGUGUAGAAGUUCUUUUGAAAUAUGCAGGAGCACACUGUCCAUUCUGUGAGGUGUGUAAACUUAGGAAUUUGUAUCAUCCAAAGUCACUGGGUGGUUAUAGUAGCAAUUUAUUUUGAUUUAUAAUGAAACCUGCUAUGAGAUCCUUUUUUUUUUUUUUAACCUGAAGACUUGGGAAUGGAAAUUCUUGCUGGUUUCUAGGGUAGAAAGCUUGUUUGUGGGUAAAUUUCAUUUUGAUAGAAGUGAAUCCUAGACAGCUUUCAUUGACUUCCUUAUAUAGCUAUACCAAUUAAGCCUUAAAUCACAGAUAUGUGCCUUCUCAGAUACAGUAAUUCUUGUUCAACCCAUGUACAUAACCCAUAAAGAAACCUCUUUAGAUAAUGUUUGAUGUGUCUGACCCUUAGAAAGGAGCACCAUGUGUAAACGUUGGAUUUCUUUGUUCUUAUUAAACCAUACUUGAGAUUUGUGGUAAAAAUGAGCCUUUGAGUUUACUGUUUUGGUUUCUCUUAAUUCCUUUUUAAGGAAUGAGAAUAUGGAAGGCCAUUUUUCUUUGGGGUAAGGAAACGGUCACGUGGAACUGUGGUGGGAUGGGAUGGAAAAGGUGAAAGACAGUGCUGUUCUGUUAUGUGACACUGCAGGUCUUGUGUUCAGCGUCUGACCCGUCUGCUGUGUGCUUCUUCAGCAAUCUAAUCCUCUUUAAAUGUAAAGUUCUUUUGAUUUUUUUUGUCUUAGAUAUGAAUUCGUAUUUUAAGAGAUAUCUCUUCUGUUCAUUUUUAUUAUAUUGAAAUGAAGUACUUAAAAUUACUGUUAUACAUGAACUUUGUGGUUGUAAGAUGUGUUAUAUAUGUCUAAAUGCCUUUUAGCUGGCUUUUUAAUUAAUAUGCCCGUUUUGAGUGCUCACUACAGUGUAAUGUGAUUGUAAAUCAUAAACGUAUUUGAAAUCAUUCCCCCACGUGUAUUUGUACUCUGAGAGCCUUAUUGGAUUCUUCCAACAGAAUAACUACUUGUGAUUAUUCUCUUAACAUUCCCCAGAAUGUGCCUCUGGUGUGAACUUUGUAUUCUUAUUAAAAGUGUCUGCUGCGGUA